AUGCCUCCUCCUCAACCCAUCCCCCCCUGCGAAUUCACCAACCCCUGUACCACCCACCUCGAACCCUCCUCCUCCUCCUCAACUUCAACCUCAACCCCAAGUCCAAGUCCAAGUCCAAAUACAACCCCACCGCACCCCCGAAAACUCAUCUCCCACAUCUUCGGCCGCAACAAAACCUCCACAAGACUGGUCCCGACACACAUCUGGCCGCACUACUGCCGCAAACACUACCAGCGGGCGCGGUACCGCGCGCCGAACUGGCCCGUCGCGCAGGUCGAGCUGGUCCGCCUGGCGCUGGAUCGGAUGGAGGUGUGGGGAGGGGUCAGGGGGUUUCAGGUGGUGUUGAGGAAGAGGGCUUUGGUUCAUUCUGGAUCUACUAGCUCUACUUCUGCUUUUGGGGGAGGGGAUGGAGAUGGAGAUGGAGAGGGAGAUGAUGGGGAGGGAGAGAAAGAGAAGGGGAAGGGGAAAGGCAAGAAGCUCUCGACGAAGAGGAAGAGCAAGAGCAAGGGCAAGGGCAAAAGACCCCAGAAGAAGCGCAAGGCACCGGCCAUCCACCAUGCGCCGGUCCCCGACUGGUUGAGGCAUCAUCUGGGCGAGGGGAGGACAUUUGCAGAGGUCCGGAGCAUGCUGGAUCAGUUGAAGGGGCAUCUGCAGGAGGCUCGACGGGGAAAGGAGCUGCGGUUUCCAGAUAUUGAGAUUCUGCCGGCGUUGGAGGAGUGGGUGUAUGCCAUUCCUACAGAGAAGAGAUGA
Aspergillus steynii IBT 23096 is the source of this 750-nucleotide messenger RNA. RefSeq names its product putative pathogenicity factor. The transcript has a single exon. NCBI's taxonomy places the organism in Eukaryota, Fungi, Ascomycota, Eurotiomycetes, Eurotiales, Aspergillaceae. The coding region runs from base 1 to 750 and encodes 249 amino acids. The record is from RefSeq and is a predicted model, not a curated record.